AGUAUGUGUCCAAUUUAAUUCAAAAGAAUAAACGUAGAAAAACAAUUGAAAUAGUCGAUUUUGAAAUUGUAAACGCCAUUCUAGGCUUCGACUUUCUGCACAUUUUUGUUUCUCACAAAAGAAUUUUGUGAUUCUUCAUUACUCCUCUCCAUUUGAUUUCAGGGUUUUAGGGUUCCUUCAUUCACAUCUCACCGGAAAGGUUAUCUGGAAUUCAUAAAUCAAUUGGUGGUUGUGUUUUAGUACUCUAACCAUGGCUGGUAGGCUUAUUGCUAACUUGAUUGUUAUGGGCUCUGGAAUAAUGAUAAGAGCGUUUGCUCAAGCAUAUCGCCAAGCACUUGCAAAUGCCUCAAAGACUGGCGUUGCUCAAGAAGCAGUGGAAACCAUCAAAAGAGGGAGUAAAAUGAUGACGGAUGCCGAGGCAAGGCAAAUCCUUGGUGUAACUGAGAAUACAUCUUGGGAAGAGAUUGUGAAGAGGUAUGACAAGUUGUUCGAAAGGAAUACUCAAAGUGGCAGUUUCUAUCUCCAGUCAAAGGUGGUUAGAGCGAAAGAAUGUCUGGAAACUGUUGAGAAAGUGAAACAAGACCCAAGUUAAAACAUUGUUGCCUGCAUCAUCCUGGGAAAACUGAUCCUGCAUCAUGUGGUAAAAACUGAUCCUGCAUCAUCAGCUCGUAUUCUACAGAGAAUCUGGAUAGAAACAAAGCCAGAGAAGACGAAUUCAUGUGUCUUGACCAAUAAUUUCAAGAAAUGAUAUUUUUUGCAUCAUCACACAACAAAUUAAUGCACCUUUAUUAAGGUAACUGUUAAAUUCUUUAAAAUUCUAUCUCACAUAGACUUUAUGAAGAUCCCAUCUAAUCUAUAUAAGU
Messenger RNA from Salvia splendens (bonfire salvia), 863 nucleotides. Its product is annotated as mitochondrial import inner membrane translocase subunit PAM16 like 2. The record is from RefSeq and is a predicted model, not a curated record. Gene Ontology annotation, cellular component: TIM23 mitochondrial import inner membrane translocase complex. Gene Ontology annotation, biological process: protein import into mitochondrial matrix. Bases 251 to 592 code for a protein of 113 amino acids. NCBI's taxonomy places the organism in Eukaryota, Viridiplantae, Streptophyta, Magnoliopsida, Lamiales, Lamiaceae. The transcript is spliced from 5 exons.